Cuscuta europaea is the source of this 362-nucleotide messenger RNA. NCBI's taxonomy places the organism in Eukaryota, Viridiplantae, Streptophyta, Magnoliopsida, Solanales, Convolvulaceae. The record is from the annotation of a GenBank genome assembly.
GACAAGGGCAUUGACAAUUUUUACGGUCUUCAUUCUUGGUUGGGGCUAGUCUGCCUCUUUCUAUUUGGUUUCCAGUGGGCACUUGGGUUUUCAAAAUUCUGGUAUCCUGGUGGAUCAAGGAACAGUAGGGCAAGUCUAUUACCAUGGCAUGUUUUCUUUGGAAUAUACAUAUAUGCCCUUGCUGUUGCUACUUGCACUACUGGGCUACUAGAGAAAGUCACAUUUCUUCAAACCAAUCACAUAAUAUCACGCUAUUCCACAGAAGCAUUGGUGGUUAAUUCUUUGGGCAUGUUGAUUGUUGUUUUGGGAGGGUUGGUCACUCUUGCUGUUGCAUCUCCUGCGAAUGGACAUGCCGACAUCCU